Messenger RNA from Euleptes europaea (tarantolino), 921 nucleotides. RefSeq names its product cyclin I family member 2 (gene CCNI2). The record is from RefSeq and is a predicted model, not a curated record. The transcript is spliced from 5 exons. NCBI's taxonomy places the organism in Eukaryota, Metazoa, Chordata, Lepidosauria, Squamata, Sphaerodactylidae. Gene Ontology annotation, cellular component: nucleus; cyclin-dependent protein kinase holoenzyme complex; cytoplasm. The coding region runs from base 1 to 921 and encodes 306 amino acids. Gene Ontology annotation, biological process: mitotic cell cycle phase transition; regulation of cyclin-dependent protein serine/threonine kinase activity. Gene Ontology annotation, molecular function: cyclin-dependent protein serine/threonine kinase regulator activity.
AUGCGAGCAACCCCCGCGCGCAAAGGCGGAGCUGGGUGCCGUCUGAACCCGCCCUUUCAAAGACCGUCCCUGCCGCGGCCGGCUCUCCCAGGGCGCUCGCAGGCAGCCAGAGAGGCCGAUCGGGGCCCGGCCGGGUGUGCGGGAUCGCCCCGGGGGCCUGGCAGGAAGCGGGGAUCGCGCUUCUCUCGAGCAGGGGCCGGGCGCUUGGCCGAAGACCAUGACGGGCGGAGGCGCCCCCUCCUCCUCCUCCUCCUCCUCGGGCGAAGCGCCGGCCGCGAAAGCGGCGCCGCGCAGCAGGGGAGCCGCAACGGAGGCGUGAAAGGGGGAGCCCCUCCUUGGCCGCCGGGGUUUUCGGAUGCCCUGCCCGCGUCCCCCGGGGAGUGGUUCCUGCCGAGGAAACAGGCCUGCUCAGUAGCUGCUAUGAAGUGCACAGGGUCUUCAGAGAGUGAAAAAUGUGCCUUUGUAUUGGACCAAGCUCUAGCCAGGGAGGCAAAGAUUUGGAAGGUGCCAAUCUUCCAAGAUUUCAGACUAAAGGGCACAGACAUCCCACCGAUUUAUUAUGAGAAAGCCGUUUUGUGGAUUGGAGAAUUAAGCUCGCUGUUUCAGUUUUGCUCCGGAACGUUCGCCUUGGCUACCAGCAUUCUUAACCGGUUAUUGGCAUCGGUGAAGGCACAGUUAAAAUACCUCCAAUGCAUUGCGAUCGCUUGCCUGGUUCUUGCAGCAAAAAUCAAUGAAGAAGAUGAGAUAAUACCAUCAGUAAAGAAGCUUGCGGUGCAGAGUGGUUGCAAAUGUUCUCCAGCUGAGAUUUUGAGGAUGGAAAGAACUGUACUUGAUAAACUUCACUGGGAUCUUUACACAGCAACAUCAAUGGAUUUUUUAAACAUCGUAAGCACAAAACAUUCCCCCCCCAAGAUUAAAUGA